Molecule: messenger RNA, 1789 nt
Organism: Tarenaya hassleriana
Lineage: Eukaryota; Viridiplantae; Streptophyta; Magnoliopsida; Brassicales; Cleomaceae
Product: receptor homology region, transmembrane domain- and RING domain-containing protein 2-like
Exons: 4
Coding region: 397-1662 (421 amino acids)
Source: RefSeq, a predicted model, not a curated record
AACAUAAUUUUAUUAUAUAAUUAUACCGAUGAUGAUGACAAUCACCCAACAGCUCGAUCCGGAGAAAUCCAGAUAAGAUCCGAGAUCAUCUUCGUAAACACAGCUUACAAAUUUUGUUUUUGGUUCCCCAUUUCCGUUCCUUAUCUCUCUGUUUUUCUCUCUCUUUCGCUCUCCGAAUUUGGUUGGAGAACCCUAAUAUUCUGCGAAAAAAACCCUGAUUUCGAAUACCCAUUUCCAUAUUCAAGGACUUGAAGAUCUGGGUUGGAUUUGUUUCUUUCUGUUGAAUUUUGAAACUUUCGAUCUAAAUGGAAGCGGACGUGUCUAUUGUCCGACAAGCUUAACCGCCAAUUGCCGAAGUUAAACUUGAUUCUUGUUCGAUUUGGGAAGAAAGCGACGAUGAAUCGUGCUCUGGCCCUCCUACUAUUACAUGUUUUCGCUCUUUCUUGUGUAGUUUCAGGCAAAGUUGUUUUGAUUGGGAGCAGCAUCACUCGCUCUUUCGACGACAUCGAAGCUAAUUUCGCUCGGCCGAUCAAGGCGUCGGGAGAAAUGGGAGUACUUUACGUGGCCGAGCCUCUGGAUGCGUGCAAGGAUCUGAGCAAUAAACCGGACGAGCAUAGCUCAAAUGGCACUUCCCCUUUUGCGUUGAUCAUAAGAGGAGGCUGCAGCUUUGAGGAUAAAGUCAGAAAGGCACAGAGAGCCGGUUUCAAAGCCGCCAUUGUUUAUGACAGCCAAGGCAGUGGCGUCUUGGUGCCAAUGGCAGGUAACUCUGGUGGUAUAAACAUAUACGCGGUUUUUGUGACCAAGACCUCUGGAGAAACGCUUAAGAAGUAUGCUGGUUUACCCGAUACAAAAGUCUGGUUGAUCCCUAGUUUCGAGAACUCAGCCUGGUCGAUAAUGGCUAUCUCCUUCAUCUCGCUUCUCGCCAUUUCUGCUGUACUGGCCACUUGUUUCUUCGUCCGAAGGCAUCGUAUAAGGCGCCGUUCCCCCCGUGUCCGUGAGUUCCACGGGAUGAGCCGUCGCUUGGUUAAAGCAAUGCCCAGUCUUAUAUUUACUUCCGUACAUGAAGACAACACUACUGCCACCUCUUGCGCCAUCUGCCUCGAGGACUACAACAUUGGGGACAAGCUCAGGGUUCUACCGUGCCGUCACAAGUUUCACGCCUUGUGCGUCGAUUCAUGGCUGACAUCGUGGAGAACCUUCUGCCCAGUUUGCAAACGAGAUGCAAGAACGAGUACAGGAGAGCCACCGGCUUCAGAGAGCACACCUCUGCUUUCAUCUGCCGGGUCGUCCUUUCACUCGUCAUCGUUUAUAACGUCGUCUGGGCUGCACAUCGGUCCUCCCAUCGGAUCACUGCCCUCCUCGGUUGCAUUCUCGCCGGCUCGCGUAAGCUCAUCCUAUAUCCAACAUUCAUUCAGGUCAUCCCCUCACGGCAGGUCUCCUCCUAUAAAUAUGAGCCGGAGUUCUGCGGAUCUGAGGCAACAAGCUUCGCCAUCCCCGUCACAGAGAUGGUACAUGUCGCCAAACUCAAGAUACAUGUCGCCGUACAGCAAUGCAUCACUACAUGUUGGGUCGUCGAGCCAUCGGUUUCGUCCUCUCCAUUGCAGCGAAUCGGCAGCAACGUUUUCUCCCUUCAACUCUUCUCACUCCCUACCUGACUGCUGAACACACCGCCUGCUUGAUAUUCGUUGUUGAAUGAAACAGAGUGUCUUCUUUUGGUAGACUCCAGACUCUUUUGUAGGCCAUUCGAGGCAGUGAUUUUUACGUAGCUCUCGGUUCAUGUCCUGUUUCA